This is a messenger RNA of Geodia barretti, 579 nucleotides long. NCBI's taxonomy places the organism in Eukaryota, Metazoa, Porifera, Demospongiae, Tetractinellida, Geodiidae. The record is from the annotation of a GenBank genome assembly.
AUGGCACUUACAACAACAGAUAUAGACGCUGCUGCCGACGACAUCGCAAACGCCGAUGUUCUACUUUUACAAUUAGAGACCCCAGUGGCAGCGUCCGAGCACGCUGCAGCGAUUGCUAAGGCACAUCGGACGACAGUGAUAUUAAAUCCCGCACCUGCGCAACCACUGCCGGAUAGUCUGUUAGCGUCUGUUGAUAUUCUCACCCCGAACCAAUCCGAAACCGAGUUAUUGUCGGGCGUAAAAGUUGACAAUCACGAAGAUGCGCGCCGCGCAGCAGGGGUGUUGCGCACUCGCAUGAUGGAUGCCGAAAGCACUGCUGUUGUCUUAACGCUUGGAGAGCAAGGGGCAUUGAUGUUGACAGCAACCGAGUCUGAACAUGUUUCGGCAUUGACUGUUGAUGCCGUGGAUACGACGGGCGCAGGGGAUGCGUUUUGUGGAGCACUCGCGACCGCGCUGGCAAGUGGCGAGGCUUUACGAACAGCGGUCGGGUUUGCAAACGCUGCGGGUGCAGCAGCAGUCACUGUCGUUGGUGCAACGCCUUCUAUGCCAACGCGCGCAAAGAUUGCUCGUUUAACGUGA